CAGAGAUCGAGAGAGGCCGUAGGGGCUCGGGGCCAGAUCCGAGGCUGCGGGGUUUCGGGUCCGAAGAAACCCAGCUUGAGUCAUCAUGAACCUAUUCCACACAUAUAAAUACUGUGGUUGAUAUGAAACUUUACCGUCCCAGUGGAUCUGUAUACUCAGGCACCUCAAGUUCAAUCGAAAUUCAGUAUGGCAUCUUCUCAAAUUGGCUGGAUUGGCCUCGGCUCAAUGGGCCUCCCCAUGGCAACAAACCUCCAACAACACUUAACCUCAACAGGCGCCCCCAAUAUGACUUACUAUAACCGGACUAUCUCUCGCGGUGACUCUCUCAAGAGCCUCGGCGCUCAACCUGCGCCCUCAGCCACAGACCUCGUGGCAAAUUGCGAUAUCAUCUUCCUAUCUCUCAGCGACGACUCAGCUCUCGAGUCAACCCUUGAUUCAAUUAUCGACCCUGAUAUCUCUGAACAGCUCGCUGGAAAAUUGAUCGUGGAUACGUCAACCGUUCAUCCGGACUCUUCUGCCAACGCUCAAGCCCGUUUGCAUGAGAAGGGUGCCCAGUUUAUCUCCUCACCUGUCUUUGGUGCAAGUCCCGUUGCAGCGCAGGGAAUGCUGUUAUGGAUUGUUGCGGGACCUGAUGAUGCUGUUGAGAAGAUCAAUCCUUAUUUGGAGGGUGUGAUGGGAAGAGGUGUGAUCCGAGUUGGUGAGGAUGUGAGGCUGUCGAGUAAGAUGAAAACAGCAGGAAACUUCAUCACAGCUGGCAUGAUGGAAGUCGUAGCAGAAGCCCACGUCCUAGCAGAAAAGUCUGGCCUGGGAAGCAAGAAUCUCGAAGCCCUGAUUGAGCAACAAUACGGUCCUCUGGCACUUUCCAUGUCUCAACGACUUACUACCGGAGCCUACAUGCCAAAGAGAGGCGACCGACCUUGGUCUGACCUGAACCUAGCAAUUAAGGAUGUUGGUCAUGGAAUUACUCUUGCUGAACAGUCUGGAGCGAGGUUGGAGGUUGCUGAAGUAGCUAUCAAGCAUUUGAAAGAUGCAAAGCAGUUCUCUAAAUCUGAGGGAAGACCCCUUGAUUCUUCUUCUAUGUAUGGAAUAUUGAGAAAAGAGUCUGGGCUAUCCUUUGAGACAGAUCUAGUCAAGAAGCGGGAUGAGAAGAAGUAAAGAGUGAAACAUGACUGAUAUC
Fusarium redolens is the source of this 1177-nucleotide messenger RNA. RefSeq names its product NAD binding domain of 6-phosphogluconate dehydrogenase-domain-containing protein. The record is from RefSeq and is a predicted model, not a curated record. Gene Ontology annotation, molecular function: NAD binding; oxidoreductase activity, acting on the CH-OH group of donors, NAD or NADP as acceptor; NADP binding. NCBI's taxonomy places the organism in Eukaryota, Fungi, Ascomycota, Sordariomycetes, Hypocreales, Nectriaceae. The transcript has 3 exons. The coding region runs from base 187 to 1155 and encodes 322 amino acids.